Messenger RNA from Erinaceus europaeus (western European hedgehog), 1521 nucleotides. It is a transcript of the gene LSMEM1, whose product is annotated as leucine rich single-pass membrane protein 1. Bases 697 to 1089 code for a protein of 130 amino acids. NCBI's taxonomy places the organism in Eukaryota, Metazoa, Chordata, Mammalia, Eulipotyphla, Erinaceidae. The record is from RefSeq and is a predicted model, not a curated record. The transcript has 4 exons.
AACCACAUAAGAGAGACAUUUCUGAAAAAAGAGGACCAGAGGAUGCACACAAAUUUAGGGAAUAAUUUUGCAAAAUAAAACCUAUUGAGAGGAAGUAUGCCCAUAUUACCACCUCUUCCACACCAUAUCACAAUUUAGCAGCUACUGGAAAUCCUAGGAGUGCCCUAAUCUACCAUCACCAUAGUUAGAAUGUCACAGUCUUCUUCUAUUUAUUUCAGGGCUUUGGUUGGGUUGGAGUCCAGUGCAAGUUGUCAGAGUGGCAGCUCCUGCCUGCUACAGGGUAUUUAUAUGUGGUGCAUACUGUGCCCGAAGAGCUGUAAUAAUACAUCAGCUUAUAUUAAUAUCUCUGCCACAUAGGGACUUUAACUUCCUUCAAUAAAAAAAAAAAAUUGCCAGUUGAGUCAAGGAAUAUAUAUAUUUUUCUUUUUAAAGCAUAGUUUUAAUAACACAUCUACUAAAAAACGAAGACACUGUGGAAAAAGUCAGUAUUUGGAAUCUUACACUGCUUAGCUAAAUAACACUAAAUAUAGACCAACGGUUUCAUGCUGAAGUUUAUGGACUUGUAGGAGCAACUGUGUGCUGAAGGAAAGCAAAGAGAACUACAGGAUUUGUAGAGUGUUGCUGCAGUUGUUUCCGAAUGGUUUUUUGUUUUUGUUUUCCUGAUAUUCUACCAGUGAAAGCUCACUUUUUUGAAUAAUGAAUCAUUCCUCCCAGGACACUAGCUCUCGAGACAUUCAUGAAGAGAGAAAGCUUUAUGUUGUGGAUUCCAUAAAUGACUUAACUAAACUAAAUUUCUGUCUUGACGGAUCUCAACAUCUCUUCCGUAUGUCUCUUGAAGAGAAAAUCCCAGCUACUGGCACUAACUUGGGAUACAGAAACCGCAAUAUGUUUCUAAUGGGACUGUUAAUCGUGCUGAUUGUCAGUUUAGCUCUGGUUACCUUCACUAUAUUCAUAAUAGUUCAAACUGGAAACGAGAUGGAUGGUGUUUCAAGAAGAUUAACAGCUGAAGAAAAGGACAUAGAUGACCUUAAAAUACUCAACAGCCUAAUUGUAAAGAGACUCAACCAAUGGGAUUCUGAACAAAACUAAAGACAUUACCUUCUAAGAGCAAUUGUUAAUAUAUCAGCUUCUCACUUUCCUGGAUAUGCAAAAGGUUAAGAAAUGAACAAGUACAUUUCUCCAAGCAACAAAUUCCAGCCCUGGAGUCAACUCUACGCUCUAGGCACGAGAGCAACUCUAAGGUAUGGGACUGAGAAGACAGCAAAUCAGAAGGCAUCAUCUCACGGAGGAAACCUUAGCUUAGUGGGGUUAAGGGUGGUUGGCAUGGAGCAGCAGCAACAAUGAGCAAAAUAAAUUUGCUUCUAUGUAUAACUCCCUUUAACUUUGUUACCAGAAUAAAUUCAUUGUUCCUAAUAUACUUUUUACAAGCUCCUGAAAAAGCCCAAGGGAUAUCUGAAUUAUCAAUAUUUUUGUUCAGAGGAACCAGGUAGUAACUUUGCAAAUAAAAGAGAUUCUGCUCAA